Serinus canaria (Common canary) is the source of this 1908-nucleotide messenger RNA. Its product is annotated as galactose-3-O-sulfotransferase 2-like. The coding region runs from base 1 to 1908 and encodes 635 amino acids. Gene Ontology annotation, cellular component: membrane. The record is from RefSeq and is a predicted model, not a curated record. The transcript has 4 exons. Gene Ontology annotation, molecular function: galactosylceramide sulfotransferase activity. NCBI's taxonomy places the organism in Eukaryota, Metazoa, Chordata, Aves, Passeriformes, Fringillidae. Gene Ontology annotation, biological process: glycolipid biosynthetic process.
AUGCUGAAAUUCAAGAGGUAUUUGAUCACGAAGCUGAGUGCAAUCUACAGGUGCCAGCCAGGUCGGCUCUGGAUCUCCUUCGGCCUCCUCGUCCUCCUCCUGGUCACGCUUCAGGUUGUGGAGAAGCUGCAGCCUCCUGGGAGCUGCCAGUGUGAGCUGGAGCGGGGCCUGCAGCAGACCAUGGGCCACGAGCUCGGCUCUGCCCUGCACAGCCCCGACCUGCUAUGGGAGGAUGACUCCCCUCAGGGGCAGAGGGAAGCUGAGCCAGCCCCCGCCUCCACCGAGGAUGCUUUCAGGAUGCAUCUGUACCUCAGACAGGAGACUCCUCCGGGCAGCAGCCAAGAGGAGAGCUGGAUGCAGCAGCCUGGGGAGAGCAGUGAGAAGGUGAGAGCCCAUCUGUCACCCACGGAGCUGAAACCCCAGCUUCCUGGCCUGGAAAAUGCAGCCAGAGAAAGUCCUUCUCCAAGCCUGCCCGGGAGGGUCACCACAGAUUUGGCAGAAGCUGUCAGCAGCAAGUUCAUCAUCCUUGCAAACAGGCUGAGCACAGAGGAGCAGAGGGGAAUGCCCCCACCUGGAAUGGUGCAGGUGGAGGUACAGAGCCAGACUCAGCCUCGAGCUGUGGGUUCUCCCCACCCUGAGCGGGGCAUGUCAUUUACACAGCCCAUCCCAAACUUACCUCAACCUCUGCAGGCAGAGGAUUCCUACAAAACAGACCUGGAGACAGGAUUUCUCCCAGGCUGGACAGAAGCUUUUAAGGUCAAGGAGGUAACAGCUGGAGAAGGCCAGCAGGCCAGAGGAGUCACCUCUCAAGGGAAGACGUGCAAGCCCAAGACUGACAUUGUUUUCCUGAAGGUCCACAAGAGCGCCAGCAGCACGGUCAUGAACAUCCUAUUCCGCUUUGGGGAGAUGCACAACCUCACCUUUGCCUUCCCCCAGGGUGGGGGCUACCAGCUCUACUACCCCUACCACUUCCUGGCCAGGUUCGUGCAGGGCUUCUCCCCUCUGAGCCCCCGGCGCUUCAACAUCCUCUGCCACCACAUGCGCUUCCUGCAGCCGGAGGUGCAGAAAGUGGUGCCCAGCUCCGCCGUCUACUUCUCCAUCCUGAGGAACCCCGUGCAGCUGAUGGAGUCCUCCUUCGUGUACUACAAGGGCGCCUCGGCCUUCUCGCGUGUCCGCAGCCUGGAGGAGUUCCUCAGCCAGCCCUGGCGCUACUAUGACCCCACCAGCGGCGACCGCCACUACGCCAGGAACCUCAUGACCUUCGACUUCGGCUUCAACCCCGACGGAGACGUGUCCCCCGAGCGGGUGCAGCUCAUGCUGAAGGCCAUCGAGUCGUCCUUCGACUUCCUGCUCAUCUCCGAGUACUUCGACGAGUCCAUGGUGCUGCUGAAGGAGAUGCUGUGCUGGGAUCUGGACAGCGUCGUCUCCUUCCCGCUCAACAGCAGGGACAGCAGCACCAAGUCCCUGCUCCCGGACUCCGUCGUGGAGAAGCUGAAGGCCUGGAACAGGCUGGACUGGGAGAUCUACACGCACUUUAACAGGACCUUCUGGGAAAGGAUCGAGCGCCACAUCGGCCGGGAGCGGCUGCGGCGGGAGGUGAGGGCGCUGCGGCAGCGGCAGGCGGAGCUGGCCCGGGCCUGCCUGCAGGGCACGGGCAGCGUGGGCCCCAAGGACAUCAAGGACUCCUCCCUGCGGCCGCUGCAGUACGGCGGGGCCAGGAUCCUGGGCUAUAACCUCAAGCAGGGCUUGCCUCGGGAGCUGGAGCGGACCUGCCGGCGGCUGGUGACGCCGGAGCUGCAGUACAGCAGCCUGCUCUACAAGAAGCAGUUCCCGCCGCCAGCCCCCGAGAGCCCCCGGCCCGCGGCCUCCCGGGCCCCGCCGCCCCGGCCGGAGGCCACCCGGCACUGA